AUGGUCUCACUUCCUGGUCCAGAGACUUCAGCUGCGCCAUCGGAAGGCUCGGGAGUCCCCGCAGUCGGCAACUCGUCACGGAAUCGGUACCAACGGACCUACCAGGCUUGCCUGCAUUGUCGAAAGCGGAAGGUGAAGUGUGUGCCCAAGGACGACGGUGGCCAGUUGACGCCUACGUGUGUAAAAUGUCACCGCGAGCGACGAGUAUGCGUCUUCACCCGGGAGCGGAGGAUUCAUCAUAGCCUGGCGAGCCCAGAAUCGUACAUGGAGAAUCUAGAGACGAGCAGAACUGUCCGGACUGUGUACGAUCCCUCGGAUGACGCGGUCCGCAGUCAAGCACCGCAAAGGAAAUCCCAGCAUAACGUCGACAAGGCACCGCUGCCUAGGAGUGAAAGCCAGGAGCCAAGCCAUGCUACGAAUCACAAUGAAUGGCAAGAAUGCUUGAUCGAGGGAGUCAUACAGUCUUCUAUCACGAAUCAAAGAGAUGCCCUUAAUCUCCUCUAUACAGCGGUCGAGCAUUCGGAUUCUGAUCCUGCCACAGUGGGCUCGGAUUCGAGACCUCUUUUGGACCCAUCAGGGACGGACGAGAACCUUCUGCAUGGGGACCGGAUUCCAAACGCUCCAGUAAAAUUAACGGAAGAAUGGUGCACCGUGCGAUAUCAACUGUCGAAACCUCAACCACAGGUCUUGCAGGCGUGGAGUACAUGUCCAUUUGUCAUGCAAAGAUGGAUGACUCCUCUGGAGGCCGUUACGUGGGUCGACUUGUUUUUCCAAAAUAUCGCCAUCCUCUCCCCCGUCAUGGAUGACUUUUACCAGCCUCACGAAAACCAUCAUAGACUCAUCAACGAGGAGCCAGUCCUCUGCUCUACCAUCCUCAUGGUCUCUUGUCGGUAUCACCACUUGACGGGAGAUGGGAGUCUGUCUCGCGGAUUCCUCUUACAUGAAAGACUGUGGAAGUAUUGCCAGACUUUAUUCAAUCAGAUUUGGUGGGGGGAAGAGCGAAGGACGCGACCUCAUAUCAGGACCGUGGGCGCCAUCCAAAGCCUGUUUCUCUUGGCCGAAUGGCACCCGAGACCAUUCCACAUGACCUUUGAUACGUGUCUGUGGACCGCAACUCCCCAAGAUCCUACAGGAAUUGGACAAAUCCCGAGCAGCUGGCAUGAAGGAUUGUCGGAACCUGUCCGGAAGUCGAACCGGAUGUCAUGGAUGCUGGUUUCAUCUGCUCUUGCUCUUGCGCAUGAAAUUGGCUUGUUCAACGAAACAUCGUCCGAGUCGGCUCCUAGCAGGCAUCCAGAGCCCACCGAGAGAUACGAACGGUUGAAACGACUCUUCUUCGUCUUCAUCAACAACGUGACCUCUCGGCUUGGAUGCCAGGCGCCCAAAACUCCAUUGUUUCACACAUUAAUCUUGUCAGUUCUCGAUUAUGCGAAAUGGACAGACAAUGCAGAAUGGAGCGAUUGGAUGGGGUCGUGGAUUGAUCUAACUAGGAUUGUGCGAUCUUCUUCAGAAAUACUUUUCCCAAACGAGGUUCUCACAAAGGACCUCUUGCAGAACGGCAGAUAUAGUGAACUUUUGGGUCAUUUUAAUCAUGUCCUCGACCAGUGGCUGGAAAAGUAUCCCCGAAUCUCAGGAAAGCUCCUUCGGGACUGUGAUUUGACAGGGAUAGAUGCUAACGUGGACGCAGGCCCCAGCGUGCGGUACGAUAUCGUGUACAUCGAGUAUCAAUAUGUCCGCAUCUACAUCAACUCUCUCGCCAUGCAAGCAAUUGCAAUGCGCCGGAAAAACAAGGCCAACUCUCUGUUGUUGGAACAUUGUGAUAUCUAUCCUCAAGACCACCACUUUGUUCGUCAAGUUUUGGACGCAUGCACGACGGUCUUGGAGAUGGUGAUGAAGCACAGCAGGUUGGGGUAUUUGAAAUUCUUGCCCGUCCGUGUCCACAUACAGAUUGCCUCCGCUGCGGUCUAUUUGAUCAAGGCUCUGGCCUUGGGUGUACAAGCAGAAGAACUCAAUGGCAGAUUCCUCGACCUGCUGGAACAAACCGCACACAAACUACGAUCUGACACGGUCGACGACAUAUAUCUCGCUAUCCGGUUUGCGUCACUUCUCGAAACUCACGUUCAGGUCCUCCGUCGACGCUUUAGUCGACCUUCGGACCCAGUCGGCGGUAACAUACACGAGCCCCCGUCUGCUCUGAUUAAAGCAGGGGAACUCCUCGAGAAUGACACUUCCUACUAUGACCAGUUUAUCUUCAGCGACGACUGGCUAGCCCCUCAAUGCGAUGCUCCGUUCCAGGCGUUCUUUGGCGGAGUUGCCGGACAUGACCUCUUCAAUUUCCAGGCGGAAAGUUUUGGAAACAUAAUGUGA
Messenger RNA from Cladophialophora psammophila CBS 110553, 2364 nucleotides. RefSeq lists its product as uncharacterized. Gene Ontology annotation, biological process: positive regulation of transcription by RNA polymerase II; aromatic amino acid catabolic process. Lineage: Eukaryota; Fungi; Ascomycota; Eurotiomycetes; Chaetothyriales; Herpotrichiellaceae. The transcript is spliced from 6 exons. Gene Ontology annotation, molecular function: DNA-binding transcription factor activity, RNA polymerase II-specific; zinc ion binding. Gene Ontology annotation, cellular component: nucleus. Bases 1 to 2364 code for a protein of 787 amino acids. The record is from RefSeq and is a predicted model, not a curated record.